AUGGUAAUAUGUGCGUGUCUAGUGGCAGCAGCGUGGACCGCAGUUUCAGCUAUCGCACCUCCGCCGGCGGUAGGAACCCUGGUAACUGGGUUCGUGGCAGAGUGGGGAUUCAAGUCGCAUAAAGGUGAAAGACAGCUUACCAGGACGCUACAUAGUCCAGUAUUACACCAAAGUGGUAGUUGGAAUAGCCGCAGCUACGGUAGGCGGCGAUCGAGCGUUAACAGCAAUACUAAUGACAUUCUAGGCGGCGACCGAUUUCUUUUGUUUGGUGACGGUGGGCACGACAAGAUUUUACCUACGCCUAAGGUGUCAGACAAUGGUGGUGCCAAGCAAACGUCCCAUCCGAGGAGGCACGGCGUCAGGCCAGUGGGUGACGAUAACUCCAGAGUUGCGUCAACAGAAAUUAGGGCUGCUGCAAAGACGCAGGCUCGCCGCCAAUCGGGUUGGGAUGACGCGGCAAGUGAACAACCAAAUAGCGUCGACGAGGUUACAGUAAUGUACUCCAAGGGCCUACGUGAGAACUUCACAGCGGUAGACCCGGGGCAUGCGGCUACCAAGCAUAAGAGUGCCGAUGCACACCAUUUGGCGAAGCCAGGGAAUGCAGGAGAUGAAAAUGUGUCAGGACAACAGGAAAGCUCACGGAAGCAAGGCAAUUCCCAUAAGGAGGCGCUAUAUUCCCAGCUGGUACGCCUGUUUGAGUCCGUUGGCCCCGUCAUGCGAACAGAUAAUGCAGGCCUGUAUGAUGAGUUACAGUCUUUUAUUGCAGACCUGAAGUGGGAUGCUUGGGAAGCGGCAGCGGUAUCCCCUGACGGCAUCAAAGAGUUUUAUAGCCUCAAACUCGGCAAGUACAAGUCUUUGGACAUGGGAUUCAGGCGCUACCUUUCCGAACAGAUGAGACGAUCUAAGGAAAGCCUUAACACGUGGCCUCCGAUCUUGAGCAAUGCGCUCACUAGAUUGACGAAAUCGCUGGGUAUGCAGCACCCCCUUGACGUUGACGAAUUCCUUUUGUUGCUUGACGAACUCGUGGACAGAUACCACAAACACGAGAGCGAACGCAGAUCAAAAGUCCUUCAUGCGAUUAAAGACUGGUUGGUGAACACUGCAGUGGCGGCGGUGGAUUUUGUGCUCCCUUUGAAGCCCGCUGAGCGGCUUGUGGGGGCACUAUCGAUCACGAAGUCGGUAUUCAAGUGGAUUGCUUCACAAAUAUUGCGGCACGACGGAGUAUACUUUACCUUUAAUGAGUUCGGUUUGUUCAAGUACUAUGAAAUGACAAAGUCAUACAUCCACGUACCUGAUGGCGACUCGUGGCCUCAGGAUUGCCAGCCACUUGCCCCACCGGGGGGUGGCACCUGGAAGCUGACAUUCCUAGGCUCGGGUUCUAGGAAGGCAUCCAAAACGCGUGUAACAUCUUCCAUAGUGUUCGCACGCUCUGGCGUGGAGCACCUGUGGUUGUUUGACUGCGGAGAAGGGUCCAUAAUACGCCUCUACGCUACAGGAUACAGCGACAGGCGUGUACGAAAAAUCUUCCUCACUCACUUGCAUGGCGACCACUCCUUUGGAUUAUUCUCGUUCCUCAGUUCAGUUCCAGGUGCUACCCCGAUUGAAGUGUACGGUCCUUCGGGCACCGCUCAAUUUAUCGCAAACGUACUUUCAUCGACUUCAAAAUCUCAACAGUUACGGUCAUUAGUCGUGCACGAACUUGUUGCUCCUGGAAAUGAAGCGAGUGCACGCAAUGAGCGAGAGAAUUCAGAGAAAUCGUUCAAGAUAAACUAUCUCUACCCUGACGAUAAUAUGCAUUACGUUGCCCAUGAGGAUGACACGUGCGUUGUUAAGGCUGCGCCCCUGGUCCACACCAUCAACACUGUGGGUUACGUCGUCCAGGAAAAGAUGGUGGGACAACGUUAUUGUACCGUGGGGUCUCCCGAACCAGUGGUGGUGUCCGCAGAAUCCGGAGAUGAUGAUAAGUGUAGCAAGGCGUCGGUGCACACGAGCCAAUCAAGGUUGCCGCGCAAAUUUGUCAUAUGUCAGGACACGGCGGACAGCCGGCUGCUGCAGCCAUUAGCCAUGGACGCAGACGUGUUAAUCCAUGAAUCCACCAUCAACAUGCCAACCAACGCUGGUUCAGAAAUGUUGCUGCGCCUAACCAGGCAUGUGUCAUCUGAUCCGAUGAAACGAACAACCAUGCGAAUGCUGGAUCAGCUAUUGCAAACAGAAGAAAUGAAGUUUCAAAUGUGCCACAGCACAUUAAGUAAUAUACACUACUACUACAAUCGCAAGAUUCGCGCAUUGCGCGAUGUUAUACAGCGCCAGGAAACGCUUGAUGAGGCGCUGAACCACCCAGAUGAAGCGCCGGAAGAUAACCCUGCAUCGCAGCCCGCAGCUGGUGGCACGAAUUCCACUGCAGACAACGACAAUGACCUCCAGGAAAAGCGUAAGCCCAGUUGGACAACCAUGGUUAGAAAGCUUAUUGGAGAACUCAAGUUGUACACCGAGACACAAGUCGCUGCGAAGAUUGUGGGUAACGUGGUGCGUCUUGUCGCUCUUAUCAAUGAACUCACCGGAGUUUCCCUGGCCGGUAAAGACCAACCAAAGAGUCGGGUGAUGCAAAGGAAUAUGCGUGCCAUGGCGUCUCAGCUACUGCGAGAAAACGGGAUUCAGGUAGAUCGCAAGAUCGAUGCCACUGGGGAGGCGGAUAAUUCGAAAGCCAGCGAGUCCAUAGAUCGUAUGGCGCCGCUUAUUUUUCAAUACUGGUCCGAUGUUAUGGGGUUGCAGUUGCCUGUGCUAGAGCAAGGCAAUUACAGCCGCCUAGAAUGGGAGCAGCUCUACAACGCCUAUGCACGUUUCAAUGGCCACUCGACAUGUCUCCAGGCGGGCGAAUUUGCGUCGAGUAUUCGUGCGCGCAAGCUUAUUCUGACGCACUUCUCGCAAACCUGCCCCGAUGGUCCCCAAAGCGAGCACAUACUCACCAUGACCAGGAUUGCUCACGCCGCCUUGCGUGGCUACCGCCGUCACCAGGCCGUUAAGGACGGUCAUAAGCUCAUAGUGGGUACAGCGUGGGACAAUUUCUCACUUACCAUAUGA
Molecule: messenger RNA, 3081 nt
Organism: Babesia bigemina
Lineage: Eukaryota; Apicomplexa; Aconoidasida; Piroplasmida; Babesiidae
Product: -Ribonuclease BN
Exons: 1
Coding region: 1-3081 (1026 amino acids)
Cellular component (GO): nucleus
Molecular function (GO): 3'-tRNA processing endoribonuclease activity
Source: RefSeq, a predicted model, not a curated record